Molecule: messenger RNA, 4546 nt
Organism: Oncorhynchus keta (chum salmon)
Lineage: Eukaryota; Metazoa; Chordata; Actinopteri; Salmoniformes; Salmonidae
Product: multicilin
Exons: 7
Coding region: 231-1358 (375 amino acids)
Biological process (GO): negative regulation of DNA replication; negative regulation of cell cycle
Cellular component (GO): nucleus
Source: RefSeq, a predicted model, not a curated record
CAACAGAUUUUAAACGGCGGCAUGGAAUGGUAUAAACCGGGAGAAUACGGCCUAUAAAGAUCUACCUCAGCUAGAAUCUCAGUGGGUCUUGGACUGAUUCUUUUUUUUUUACGUGAGUGACAACACUGCAGUUUGGUUCAGUAUAUAAUCUUGGUCUGGUGAGUCUCGGACUAAUUCUGAGCUACUACAGAGAUAAAUCUGUGUCCAUCUGAAACUGAAUCACAAAGAGAAUGUAUGGAGAAAGAAAAGUGUUCGGGACUAUCUGUCCAAACACAGUGGCUCCUCAUCAGAAUCAAGACAGAAGACAGACAGCAGCUAGAAAGGGCAGACCGAGGCUCCCCAGGAGCAGCAGCCCGGUCGCACUGUAUGUGGACCGGAAUCCCUGCAUCGUUGAAGAGGCAUUCUCAACGAUAGCAUGGGAUGACUUGGAGGAAUGCGCGUCCGUGAUGAGGCGAGAGAGCGACUCCCUGGGUUCCCAGGUGAACGAUUCCGACGGAGACGACCAGGACUUCGGGGAAUAUGCCCUGGACUUUAUAGCUGACUCUCCAGCCACAUUGGAGCGCAGUCUGUCUCCAGCUGAUCUGGUGGCCUUCCAAGGAUGUAUCAUCCCUCCUCUCACCCCCCAGCGGGAGCCCUGUCCAGAGGACAAGGACCAGCAGUGCUACCCUUCCUCAGACCCAGGCCUCGGACAGCAUCAGGCCCAGGAUGGGUUACUCUGGAGGGGCAUUGCUCAGCACCACACCAGGGUCCUGGGACACACACUGGAGACCAACAGCCAGCUUCACCUGACUGUGAGCAGGAGGCAGGAGGAGAUUAACGCUCUGCUGCAACGCAAUGUCCACCUCAGAGAACUGGCCACCAGAGCUAAACACCUAGCCUCUGUCCUGGAUAAGCUGAUGAUGGUGAGGGAACCAUCAUGUUUUCGACAACCCUCAACAUCCCCCUGUGACGAACCCCCCAUGUCAACACUCCCAUGUAAGAGGCAGCGUCUGGAAGACACUUGUGACGACACAUCGCCCCCUGGGUGUGUGGAAGACAUCCUACGGGAUGUCAGCGAGCGCUGCAACACCGUCCUGAACCACAGCACAGUUCAAACACCUCUUACCCAGGAUAAUGACCCAGAGAGAAUACUGAUGUUCGGAGCGUUCUCUGGACUGCAGACAUCCAGGACCACAGGUGCCGCUGUGGUGAGCAUGGAGGACACAGAGGCAGGAGAGAGCAGUAGUGACUCGUCUUUCAGGACUUCAAUUAGGGAACACUGUACGAUCAGGACUCAGACCUUCCCUCACGGACACGCCUUCACCUCCAGGACGACCCAGGGUGGGUACCGCUUCCGCUGGGUUCCCAGCCAGAGCUAGUCGUUAGCGGUACUGGGUUCCCGGCCAGAGCUAGCCGUUAGCGGUACUGGGUUCCCAGCCAGAGCUAGCCCUUAGCAAUGCUGGGUUCCCAGCCAGAGCUAGCCAUUAGCGGUACUGGGUUCCCAGCCAGAGCUAGCCCUUAGCGGUACUGGGUUCCCAGCCAGAGCUAGCCGUUAGCGGUACUGGGUUCCCAGCCAGAACUAGCCCUUAGCGGUACUGGGUUCCCAGCCAGAGCUAGCCAUUAGCGGUACUGGGUUCCCAGCCAGAGCUAGCCGUUAGCGGUACUGGGUUCCCAGCCAGAGCUAGCCCUUAGCGGUACUGGGUUCCCAGCCAGAGCUAGCCAUUCGCGGUACUGGGUUCCCAGCCAGAGCUAGCCCUUAGUGGUACUGGGUUCCCAGCCAGAGCUAUCCCUUAGCGGUACUGGGUUCCCAGCCAGAGCUAGCCCUUAGUGGUACUGGGUUCCCAGCCAGAGCUAGCCCUUAGCGGUACUGGGUUCCCAGCCAGAGCUAUCCCUUAGCAUUAGCACUGAGCUCGAGCCAUCUUGAAAAUGUAGUAGGUAAUGCUGUUAUAAGACUGCCAGCUUUGGCUAAAUACUAGCUACACUAUAUUUAUAAAAGUAUGUGGACACGCCUUCAAAUGAGUGGAUUCGGCUAUUUCAGCCACAUGUUGCUGACAGGUGUAUAAAAUCGAGCACACAGCCACGCAAUCUCCAUAAACAAACAUUGGCAAUAGAAUGGUCUUACUGAAGAGGCUCCCUAGUGGAUGCAGAAGUCUAAGGCACUGCAUCUCAGUGCUCGAGGUGUCACUACAGACCCUGGUUCGAUUCCAGGCUGUAUCAUAACCGGCCAUGAUUGAGAGUACCAUAGGGUGAAGUACAAUUGGCCCAGCGUUGUUUGGGUUAGAGUUUGGCAGGGUAGGCCGCCAUUGUUCUUAUUAACUGACUUACCGAGUUAAAUAAAAUAAAUAAAAAGCGCUCAGCGACUUUCAACCUUGGUACUGUCAUAGGAACCACCUUUCCAACACGUCAGUUUGUCAAAUUUCUGCCCUGCUAGAGCUUCCCCAGUCAGCUGUUAUUGUGAAGUGGAAACGUCUAGGAGCAGCAACGGCUCAGCCGCGAAGUGGUAGGCCACACAAGUUCACAGAACGGGACCCCCAAAGCGCCUAGCGUGUAAAAAUCUUGGUUAUAACAACACUCACUACUGAGUUCCAAACUGCCUCUGGAAGCAACGCCAGCACAAUAACUGUUCGUCAGGAGCUUCAUGAAAUGGAUUUUCAUGGGCAAGCAACCGCACACAAGCCUAAGAUCACCACACACAUUGCCAAGCGUCGGUUGGAGUGGUGUAAAGCUCGCUGCCAUUGGAGCAGUGGAAACGCAUUCUCUGAAGUGAUAAAUCAAGCUUCAACAUGUGCCAGUCCGAUGGAUGAAUCUGGGUUUGGCGGAUGCCAGGAGAACGCUACCUGCCCAAAUGCAUAGUGCCAACUGUAAAGUUUGGUGGAGGGGGAAAAAUGGUCUGGGGUUGUUUUUCAUGGUUCGGGUCCCUUAGUUCCAGUGGAGGGAGAUCUUAAUGCUACAGCAUACAAUGACAUUCUAGACGAUUUCUUUGUUUCCAAAUUUGUGACAACAGUUUGGGGAAAGACCUUUCCUGUUUCAGCAUGACAAUGACCCUCGUGCACAACGCGAAGUCCAUACAGAAAUGGUUUGUCGGUGUGGAAGAACUUGACUGGCCUGCACAGAGCCCUGGCCUCAACCCCAUCGAACACAUUUGGGAUGAAUCGGAACGCUGACUGCGAGCCAGGCCUAAUCGCCCAACAUCAGUGCCUGACCUCACUAAUGCUCUUGUGGAUGAAUGGAAGCAAGUCCCCAAAGCAAUGUUCCAUCAUCUAGUGGAAAGCCUUUCCAGAAGAGUGGAGGCUGUUAUAGCAGCAAUGUUCCAACAUCUAGUGGAAAGCCUUUCCAGAAGAGUGGAGGCUGUUAUAGCAGCAAUGUUCCAACAUCUAGUGGAAAGCCUUCCCAGAAGAGUGGAGACUGUUAUAGCAGCAAUGUUCCAACAUCUAGUGGAAAGCCUUCCCAGAAGAGUGGAGGCUGUUAUAGCAGCAAUGUUCCAACAUCUAGUGGAAAGCAUUCCCAGAAGAGUGGAGGCUGUUAUAGCAGCAAUGUUCCAUCAUCUAGAGGAAAGCCUUCCCAGAAGAGUGGAGGCUGUUAUAGCAGCAAUGUUCCAACAUCUAGUGGAAAGCCUUCCCAGAAGAGUGGAGGCUGUUAUAGCAGCAAAGGGGGGACCAACUCCAUAUUAAUGCCUAUGAUUUUGGAAUGAGAUGUUCGACGAGCAGGUGUCCACGUCAUUUUGGUCAUGUAGUCAUGUAAUGUCAGACCCUCCCUUUCUGAAUAGUUACCUGCCUACAUACUGAGAUCAUUCUAAAUUGUAAAUCACGUUGUGUGUACAACAAGUCAAAAGCUUUCGGCAGUGGAAGUAUAGUCUUUACUCAGUGCUUUGACCAAGAUAUGGUCAAUUCAUAUUUCCAACUAGCCUUUUCUUACUACCAGGGACGGCAGGUAACCUAGUGGUUAGAGGCAGGGUAGCCUAGUGGUGAGAGGCAGGGUAGCCUAGUGGUUAGAGGCAGGGUAGCCUAGUGGUUAGAGGCAGGGUAGCCUAGUGGUUAGAGGCAGGGUAGCCUAGUGGUUAGAGGCAGGGUAGCCUAGUGGUUAGAGGCAGGGUAGCCUAGUGGUUAGAGCGUGGGGCCAGUAACCGAAAGGUUGCUAGAUCGAAUCGCUGAGCUAAACAGGGUAAAAAUCUGUCGUUCUGCCCCCGGAACAAGGGAGUUAACCCACCAUUUUUAGGCCGUCAUUGUAAAUAAGAAUUUGUUCAUAACUGACUUGCCUAGUUAAAUAAAAUUGAAUAAUGGUCAAUCAACAAACCAAGUAGAAUGGGUGUCUAUAGGCCUAAUGGUGCUCUCUCCUCAGGUAUCCUAGCAACUGAAUUAAACUGUAACUUUUUGUUCAUUCUAUCUUCGUGUUUACGUUUGCUCAUGCGUGUGUUGAAAUUCCUCAGGGCCCAGCCUAAUAAUCCUGUUGGACAAUGGAACACCUCAAACCCUCGCAAUUUACACCAAUGUUUCAAUCUUGUUUCAAAGUCUAAAGAUACUGAUGUUGUCAUUUUGUUCUAUGUAAAUAAAUGGAUGUUUUGAAUAAA